Insectozyma verbasci is the source of this 2862-nucleotide messenger RNA. NCBI's taxonomy places the organism in Eukaryota, Fungi, Ascomycota, Pichiomycetes, Serinales, Debaryomycetaceae. The record is from the annotation of a GenBank genome assembly.
AUGAAUAAUGAAAUAUCAUGUUUAAAUGAAGAUAAAUUUAAACCAGUAACACCCUAUGGUCCAAUAACAGCAAUAAAAAUACAUAACAAUUAUAUAUAUGUGGGAUAUGGUUCACUUUUGAAAAUAUACAACAUUGAAACUCAGGAAUCUGUUUUUCAAACGCAGGUAUUCAAAAGAAGAAAAAUACAUAGUAUAGAUAUUAGUCCAAAUGGGGAAUCUGUACUCCUAAGUGGUGAAAAAUCAUUCAUGGUAGCAAAUUUAUCUGAUUUAUUUGAGGAAAAGGCAGAAUAUAUUGAAAAAUCAAUACAUGAAUGGAUAAUUACUAGUUGUUUUUCAGAUGAUUCAACUAUAUUAUUAUUAAAUGCAUAUAAUAACGUCUAUCAGAUUAAUUUAUCAGAUUAUACAUACGAGAAGAUUCAUUGUAAUGAGAAAUCAAUUUUAUAUUCUGGUUCAAUUAACAUUUUAAAUGAUGGUGAAAUUUAUAUCGCCGCAGGGACAGUCAUGAAUGGAGUAGUAAUAUGGAAUUUAAAAACAAGAAAGAUAGUAUACAAUCUUAAAGAUCACGAAGGCUCUAUUUUUGGUGUUAAAAUUGAUCAAACUGGUAAAUUCAUCAUUUCAUGUUCUGAUGAUCGAUCAAUUAAAUUAUAUGAUUUCAGAACUGGCAAUUUGUUAGCUAAUGGUUGGGGACAUGGUAGUAGAAUAUGGGGAUUACUGUUUUUUAAGUCUGAGAAUGAUAAGAUUAUGUCAAUUGGUGAGGAUUGUACUUUACGUAUCUGGAAAUUUGAUGGUACUGAUCAAUUAGUACAAUUACGAUUAUAUGAAAACUGUCAUAGGGGUAAACAUAUAUGGUCUGGUGAUGUAGAUGAUGAUAUUUGCGUUACUGGUGGUGCUGAUGGUAAAUUAAGAAUACACGACCUAAAUGAAGAUAAUCAAAAUGUGGAAAAAUAUUCAAUUGACGAAAUUUCAGAAACCUGUCAGUUUGAUUUGAUGAAGAAUGAGUUUAUAAGGGACUUCUAUGAGUUGGAAACUUGUUUAAUAUUGUUGACUUCUAAUGGUCAUUUGAUUAAAUUUGAAAAGGAGAUUAAAGAAUUUAGGUAUAUGGGUCAUUAUUCAACUUUGAUAAAUUUUGGAAUAGUUAAAGGUUUUAAGGAAUUAGGUAUUGUUGUUAUUGCUGAUAGACAAGGUGACUUAUUGGUUACUGAUGGUGACAGGACCGAAUGGAUUGAUAGUAAAAUUAACCGCACAAUUUCAAACAUAUUCACAUACUCACAAGAACAUCAGUACUUCAUCCUCAUGGACUGUCCAAAUCCAAACAUUCCUUACAUAUUAUACAAAUUCAAUGAUAGUUUUAACAUUGUUGAAGUCAAAGAAGUGCCCAAGCCUGAGAAAUUCAUUACUAUAUCAUCAAUUGCGCUCGAUCUUGAAAAUAAUUGGUUAGUAUUAGCAACGAAGAAAAUCACAAUUGGAAUAAUAGAUUUAAACUCAAUGGAAUCCAAAGUAUUCAGAAGAAUUUCACAAGGGGACACAAUAAGUCAAAUAUCAAUAAUCAACCCAUCUAAAAACAAUCUAGAUUUAUUAAUAUUAGCGAGAGAUGGAAUCUAUACUUAUCUAAGAACAAAUCUCUCUUCAAUUGAAAUCUAUCAACAGAAUAAAUUAACUCGAGGGUUCAUCGAAGGUGGAUCCAUUCAAAACAAUGAAUUAAUCCUCUAUGGUUUCAAAAGUUCAUAUUUUUAUGUUUGGAAUGAGACUAGACAAAUUGAGAUAAUGAAUCAAUAUUGUGGAGGUAAUGGGCAUCGUCAAUAUAAAUUCAUAAAACAAAAUAAUGGAUUUAGGUUCAUAUAUAACUUCAAAAACUAUUUAUGCAUUUGUGAAUUUCAACAUCGUUUUAAAGAUUAUGGAUUAAUUAAUCAAGGAACUCACGGUAGAGAAAUUCGAGAUUUAUCAAUUGGAGAAAAUGGAUUAUUGGCCAUAAUUGCUGAAGAUUCAACAAUUAGUCUAAAUAAAAUUAUCAAUGGUGGGGUCAAACAUUAUUGGUCAAUGAAUAAUCAUAUAUCCGGAAUGCAAAGAAUUAAAUUCAUGAAUGAGAAUUAUUUGGGUAGCUCUGCAGCUAAUGAAGAAUUCAUAAUUUGGAAAUUGAACUCUAUGGAUGACAUUCCUACUAUAUAUGAAGUUGCAAGAUUGGAAAAGACUAAAGAUGUUCCUGAUUUACGUAUUAUGGAUUUUGAUUCAAUUGAAAUAACUUCAGACACAUUUAUGAUAGCAACAGUUUAUUCGGAUUCACAAAUAAAGAUUUGGAAUUACAAUAAGGGAUUCAAUUUGAUUUCAAAAUGGAUCUAUAAAAGUUGUUGUGUUUUAAAUGUUCAAUUUUGUACAUUCGGAGAUGUUGUUUAUUUAUUGAUUGCUACUACUGAUGGAUUUAUCUCAGUUUACAAAUUGACUAAUGAUUAUAAAAAUCAUUCAGUGGUGUUGAGGACUCAAUUACAUCAAAGUUCAAUAAAGGCCAUUAAUUUAUAUAAAAGAGAUGAUGAUCAUUAUAUUUUGAUUACUGGUGGGGAUGAUAAUGCAAUCACUGUAAAUGCUUUGAACCAGAAAGGAGAUGUGUUAAGUAUAGAUUUGAUUGAUCGUGAUGAAUUUGCUGCUUCAUCCACCAUUACUUCAAUUUCAAAAGUCAAUGAUACUGAGUUCGUGGUCACUUCAGUUGAUCAAAUUGUUAGAUUAUGGAGUUUCAAAGAUACAACAUUAAAAUGUAAUGCUGAGAAAUUUACUACUGUUGCUGAUACUGGAUGUUCGGAUAUUACAGAAAUCAAUAAUGAAAAGAUUCUAGUUAUUGGUGGUGCUGGUUUAAGUUUAUGGAAUUUAUAG